UUCCUGAUUCGGGAUCGCUCAACUGGAGUGGGACGAUAUCACGUUUAACGAUCUUAUCGCGAGAACUGAGUCUUAAUAAAUUUCCCAGUCCAGCCUCCAGCUCCUGCACUCCCUUCAUCUGUUACGUUGGUUUCGUGAGGUCAAAGCUGAGGUAUACUGAAGAUGGCUGCAGGCAAUGCACACAUUGGAAAACUGGCCCCAGACUUCACAGCCAAAGCGGUGAUGCCAGAUGGACAGUUCAAAGACCUGAAGCUGUCUGACUACAGAGGUAAAUACGUUGUCUUUUUCUUCUAUCCACUGGACUUCACCUUUGUUUGUCCAACUGAGAUCAUUGCAUUCAGUGAUGCUGCUGAGGAGUUCAGGAAGAUUGGCUGUGAAGUCAUCGCUGCCUCAGUUGACUCCCACUUCUCCCAUUUUGCAUGGACCAACACACCACGUAAGCAGGGCGGUCUGGGUACCAUGAAGAUUCCCUUAGUGUCUGAUACACGACGCACAAUCUCCACAGAUUAUGGUGUCCUGAAGGAAGAUGAGGGCAUCGCCUACAGGGGUCUGUUCAUCAUUGAUGACAAGGGCAUUCUGAGGCAGAUCACCAUCAACGAUCUCCCAGUUGGACGGUCUGUUGAAGAGACCUUGCGCUUGGUCCAAGCCUUUCAGUUCACUGAUAAGCACGGAGAAGUCUGCCCAGCUGGCUGGAAACCAGGAAGUGACACCAUUAAACCUGACGUGCAGAAGAGCAAAGACUUCUUCUCCAAGCACUAAUGCAAAGGCCAGAGUCUGCUGAUGGAGAUUUAGAUUACAUUACAGAACAAUAUUCAAGUCAGCUGCUGUGCCUUUGGAGUAGUUAUGUUGUGUUCGUCGUCAUUAUACUGCGUGAAUUCUCUUGUAUUGUAGAGUGACCAAAACACACACACACACACACAUACAGUACAUGUAUUUCUGUCUGAUUGUGUUGUAGCAGUAUAGGUGGUUUUCACCAUGUAUUCGGUGAUGUCUGUUCUUGUUACAUACAAUAGACCUCACAAACAGCCCUCCUGUUUAUUUUUUAUUAAUGGACAAAUGUUGUUUCAUUAAAUAAAAAAAAUUGAAAA
Messenger RNA from Betta splendens (Siamese fighting fish), 1088 nucleotides. It is a transcript of the gene prdx1, whose product is annotated as peroxiredoxin 1. Gene Ontology annotation, molecular function: thioredoxin peroxidase activity. The coding region runs from base 163 to 759 and encodes 198 amino acids. The record is from RefSeq and is a predicted model, not a curated record. The transcript is spliced from 6 exons. Gene Ontology annotation, biological process: hydrogen peroxide catabolic process; cell redox homeostasis; removal of superoxide radicals. Gene Ontology annotation, cellular component: cytosol. NCBI's taxonomy places the organism in Eukaryota, Metazoa, Chordata, Actinopteri, Anabantiformes, Osphronemidae.